Molecule: messenger RNA, 1564 nt
Organism: Octopus sinensis (East Asian common octopus)
Lineage: Eukaryota; Metazoa; Mollusca; Cephalopoda; Octopoda; Octopodidae
Product: leucine-rich repeat-containing protein 34-like
Exons: 11
Coding region: 125-1360 (411 amino acids)
Molecular function (GO): protein binding
Source: RefSeq, a predicted model, not a curated record
AUUAGCAACUAAAACCGUCAACAAAGUACUGGUUGCUACCUUAGCUACUUAAAUGCCUUUUAUUAAAAAGAGGAGGGUAAAAAGAAAAUAAACUCCCUGAGGAAUUUUCAGAAAUAUUUUGCGAAUGUCGGGCAUAAAGCUGAAUGCCGCUCAAAUAGCCGCGAAAAAGCUCGGUGUAGUUAGAAGAGAAACAAGCUUCACCAUGGACGAAAGUGACCAUCUUUUGGAAAAAUGUCGGAAAGCAUAUCGGGAGUGUUUUGAAAAAGAACCUCACCCGUUGAUAGUUCAAGCAAUAAAGCACCAGUCAAAUCAGUGCUUAAAUGUUGCUGGAAAUGUGACAACAUUCUCUGGGGAACACCUUGGAGACAAAGACAUGUUGGUUAUGUACAAAAUUCUCAAGGAUCAAUAUCUAUUUGUCAGUGUGAAUUUAAGCUACAAUAAUAUCACUGAUGAAGGAUCACAUAGCGUGGCUCAACUCAUUAAGUCUAGUUCUUCCUUGAUAUGUUUGAACCUUAUGUGUAACGAUAUCGGUCCAAAAGGUGGAGAAUUAAUUGCUGCCGCUUUGCAGACAAAUAGUACUUUAGAGUCUCUAAACAUGAAUGGUAACAAGAUUGGAAGAAACGGCGUGUUGAUGUUUGCUCGGGCUCUUCAGUUCAAUAUUGGCUUAAAGGAAUUGAAUGUUGGCCAUACCGACAUGAAUAUUGACAGUAUGAUAGCAAUGGCUACAGUGCUUUGUUUCUCAAACUGUACAUUACUUCGCAUUAAUCUGAACAGACCUUUGUUGAAAAAUAUGGAAGAAGAAAUUAUUUCAGGGCAUAUAAGUCAUCUCCUAAAGAUGAAUCCAGUUCUCAUUGAGUUACACCUGCAACAACUCGGCAUGGAGGAUUACGGUGCAACGAUAAUUUCUGAAAGUCUAAGAAAUAAUACCAUUCUUACACAUUUGGAUCUAAGUUGUAACAGGAUAGGCGAGGAUGGAAUGAAUAUGCUUGCUGAUGCUAUGGCUGUCAGUGGCACAACAGAGUUAUUGAAUAUUGGGUAUAACAGAAUCGGUAACACAGGGGCCGUGUAUUUGGCAGACCUGCUCAAAGUAAACACGUCUUUGAAGACUUUGAUUAUAGUAUCCAACAACAUUGGAGUGAAUGGAAUUAUAACAAUUAUAGAGGUGUUGAUAAACGUAAACAAGAGCCUGACAUCUUUGUUCAUAUGGGGAAAUGACGUGCAGCCCUCUGCUGGAGAAGCAGUUCACAGACUUUUGGAAGAAAAGCGUCUUUCAGAAGAUUGCAUUGAUGUUAAACCGUAUAACAUUGAGGGGAUUUAUCACCUUGGUCGGCAAUUUCUUUUUCGCCAGAAGCAGCAGUAAGACCUUCUAUCUAUAAAUGCUCUGAUAUCUACACAGCCUUGGUUUUAUUUUAUCUUAUUUCACAAAAAAUUCUUAUAUAUAUAUAUGGGCUGUAGUAGAAGACAUUUGCCCGAGGUGCGACUCACGGUGGAACUGAACUCUGAACCACGUGGUUGGGAAGCAAGCUUCUUACCACACAGCCAUGCUCUGCACCUGAUACCUUUU